AUGUUCUAUGCUCCACUGUAUCAGAUAUGCUUAUUGAUGUUGAAUACUCUGGUCCUAUGUAUUGCUUUUGAGGAUACUGUACCCAGAUUUCCAACGUAUUAUGGAAUGAAUCAGACGAUGAACAAAAUUAUCGGCACUAUUUUAAUCGUCAGUGUAGUACUGUGUCACGGCAAGCGAGAACGUUUUCAUUUCCGUGGGCCAUCGAUACCGCCACCGCCACCAUAUCUCGAUGAAGUUAAUGGGACAGCAUGUCUGGAAUACCUCGACAUAAUAGCAAACAAGAGCCUUACCAUCGCACAACAAAAGAAGGAUGUACAAGCUUGGGCAGCGAAAUACGACGUCACGGGUAUUGUGAAUGAAUAUAACACAAAUAUGACCAAAACGAUGGAGGAGGCAAGGAAGAACGUGACUGAACUGAUCAGCAAGCUGCCAACAGUAUUGCAAAUGGCCUACGAAAUAAUGGACAACGAAGGCCAAACUGUAUCUCAACAGCGCCACGCUUAUGCUAAUCUGAGCGCACGAUAUCCAAAGGAGUACCGCGUGAUUGAAUAUACAUUCCAACUAUUCCUACCUGACUGUGGUUGUGGUGGUGAACAUGACGGACGUGGCAGAAGUCGCGGCCCACAGCCGCCUGAACUAGAAAAAAGUAAUUACGAGUUCGUCAUGGAUCCACGAGAUGGGGAUGAAAUCGAAGUUAUCGACCCAGUUUCUCCGAGUAUUGCAAGACGUGAUCGAAAAGGUUUUAAAGAAAGGCUCGCGGUUUUGAAGAAUAUUUCGGUGAGGGAACGAUCGCGGUAUGAAGCAGUGAUAGGAGGACCUUAA
Molecule: messenger RNA, 822 nt
Organism: Haemonchus placei
Lineage: Eukaryota; Metazoa; Nematoda; Chromadorea; Rhabditida; Trichostrongylidae
Source: the annotation of a GenBank genome assembly